CGCUUGCAGCUCCCAGGCAGCCUGAGAAUACUAUUCGUCCUGCCGGGUCAUGAUAACAUAGCUACAUACAAGGUGGUCCGUUUUUAUUUACACACAACAUAGCAUCGACACAGUUAUAACAGUAAGGCCAGUAAACACUUUUUUCAUGUUACCAGAUUCACGUAGCCUACAGCUCUACAUUUCGUCUUGCUUCCCUCCAUACCUGCACGCGCGUGCGUCCAGCACCAGCCGUGUUUAAACCGCGAACGGACACGAGCGGCGCGCUCACGGCGGCCGCCGAUAGGCUGGUUCCCUGAAGCCUCAGACGUCUGUGUACAGGAAAGAGUUUCGUUUCCACGGAGCUCCCCGCCUCUAAUCAGUCAAUGCUACCAGGAAAUAAUUAAUACACCGUUCACAAACGGAACAAGCACAUUAGAAACUGACAGAAGAGCCUUUCGGAUAACAUGUCGGCUACUAUUUGUGCCUUUCUCCUGACGUUUUCAGCACUACGCGGACCCACAGUGGUAUCAGGAGCCCUCAACAGACCCACAAAUGUCCGCUUGACGUCCUAUAACAUGAAUCUGGUGCUGAGAUGGGAUUCACCUGCAGGGGCAGCCAGCAGCCUGGUCUACACAACUGGUUCCUCAGUCACAGCCUACAGAGUGGGCUGUGUGAAUAUCUCCCGCCUUGAAUGUGACUUCACCCGCCUCAACAUCUCCAUCAGUGAGUACGGAAAGUAUACAGGCAGAGUGCGGGCGCAGUUGGGGGCAGAGAGCUCCGCCUGGGUGGAAAGUAACCAGAUUACCUUGGACAAAGAUACCAUCAUCGGUUCACCCAAUGUCUCUCUCUUCACCAAUGGGGCUACUAUCGAUGUCAGCAUUAAAGAUCCUGUGUUCAAGAUCUCAGCGCUCAGGAAUGUUUACAACUACGCCACCUACAACAUCACCUACUGGAAGGAUGGCCAGAAGGAAAAGGCCAGAAGCAUCAGCAACAUACAGCAAAACCGGGUGGUACUGAAUGACCUGGACCUCUGGACCAAGUACUGCGUCCAAGUCCAAAUCAACACAGAGAGGAACCCCAACCCCAGCAAGCCCAGCAGAGCUGUCUGUGAGAGCACCACCAACGAAAAAGGGGCUCCAUGGGUGGCAGCCGUCGUGACGUUUGUCAUCAUGGCAAUGGCAGUGGCUCUGGUGGUGGUUGCAGUGGUGUAUCGGAAAUGUAUAUCCCACUUUCUCUGCCCAAAAGAUUCCCUGCCUCAGCACUUUAAAGAGUACCUGCUGGCACCCCCCAGCUCACCCAUGUACCUAGCCAUGCGGAACUCCCACCCACCUGAGGAGAUCUACCACCAGGUCAGCAUCAUCGCACACGACAGGCCUGUGGAGGAAGGGAGCCCUCUGGAGGCAGCAGGGCCGCCACAGUGGGGAAGCGAUAGUGGGAAGAGGGACAGGCUGAAAAGCACAGAAGCAAUGAGGAAGAGCUGAUCUGCAGGCUGCAGUCAGUUGGGACUGUUUUAUCACUGAUUAUCAGCAGAGGCGACUUUACACUGAGACACUGAGAAACAGUGAAAGUGCUUGACUCAGUUUGAACGCUACAAAUGCUGCAGCAGUCCCAUAUUAUUCCUUGGAGCAGGUGCUACUGUGAAGUGAUUGUAUGGAAGAGCCACAGAGACGUGUAGGUACAGGAUUGAUACGUCAUCCAAGUGAAGUUAUUUUUGUGCUGUACAGUCCUAAUGUUGCUCUCAGUAUUACCACAUACUGUACUUAACUGAAGGAGCGUGGCAUGCCUCAUUGGAGCUGACCACACUAAAGUAUUUAUGCUGCCAUGGUGCUAUAAGAUGCCCAUCCACCAUUUUCUGUGUAUAAUUCUGUAUUAAAGUAUGGAUGUGGACUUAAAAAAACUACAUAAUCUGCCAUUUAAUGGGCACAUUUUGUAGUUUUAAUUGCCUGAUUGUGGCAAUAUGAAGGUUUUCUUAAUGAACAGGAAUUCUGAAUUCAGUGGGGACAGUUCAGAGAAGCUAGAACUGAAAGCGUGUUUGUCCUGGUCUCUCUCAGUUAGUCGUGUGCUGGUAGAAGAAACAAGGCAAAGCUAACACAAUGUCCAGCUCAAAGGUUUACACAUUCAUCUUGUCCUGAGAAAAUGUGCUACGAGUUGGUGUGUCUCUGUUGGUUUAGUUUUAUUCUGACAUCAAACAAAAUGUACAUAACUUAGUAAAGGUGUACAUAACAUGGAAUGCAAAUAAAUGACCUGUACUGCAUAAACAUUAGGAAAAAAUGUGUCAUAAUAUAAUUUGCUCGACCUGUUUUCUUUAAACUUGAAGACCCCCCUCCUAAAAUGUUAUAAGACAUAUAAACAUACAAACUCUGGUUUGAAUAAUGA
Messenger RNA from Siniperca chuatsi (mandarin fish), 2355 nucleotides. Its product is annotated as interleukin-10 receptor subunit beta-like. The transcript has 7 exons. Gene Ontology annotation, molecular function: protein binding. The record is from RefSeq and is a predicted model, not a curated record. The coding region runs from base 444 to 1460 and encodes 338 amino acids. Lineage: Eukaryota; Metazoa; Chordata; Actinopteri; Centrarchiformes; Sinipercidae.